AUGUCUGCCGAGCAAGCCCUCAUGGCGUUCAUGUUCCAGUACAAACUGGAACAGAACGCCGUGCAGGCGAACGAGCAGGCGUGGCACCAGCGCAACGCCGAGCUGACGAGGAUGGCCAACGAGUCGUCCAUCAAGGCGUCCGUCUUCGAGGGCCAGGUGACCACGCUGCACCAAAGGAUCUUCAAGUUGGAGGAGGAGAACGCGCUCCUCAAGCAGCAGAUCCAGGAGCAGCUGGCGGACGCGGAGAAGGAGAAGGAGGACUUCGAGCGAGUCAUCAAUCGGCUGACGGCGAGCAAGGAGCUGUUGGAGAGCGUGUUGCUGGGCAUUCAGCGACGACGUGAGGAGCAGCUGAGGAGGAUGGAAGAGGAGGAAGCCGAGGAAGAGAAACGGGAUGAAGUGGGGGAAGCUGAGGAAGAACAAGGAGUGGAUGAGGAAGAAGAAGCCGAAGAAGAACUAGAAGAGGUGGAAGAUGAAGCCGAAGCCGAAGCUGAAGAUGAAGAUGAAGACGAGGAAGAAGAAUUGGAGGAGGAAGAAGAAGUAGAGGAGGAGGAGGAAGAAGAAGUAGAGGAGGAAGAGCCAGAUGAUCAAGUCGCUCAAGAACUUCGAGAAUAUCGAGAAGCGGUGGAGGCAGUUCAGCAAGAAGACUUAUUCGCAGCGUUCAGCAGGACAGAAGAGGAAGCUUGCCGACAGCGCCGUCUGAUGGCCAAUCGGUUCAUCGCUUCAUCGUCACACGCCUGCAAGUUUCUGCCGCCAUUCUUCAUCAGUGAGAAUCGGAAACCUCCUUUGGCCCGCACGUUCCCCUUUCUUUCGGAGUACUUCGGAGCCUACCCGUACAUGACGUCGUCUCGUAUCUUCGACAAGGAUGUGAUGAAGGAGUCGACGAGCAGCGACGAGGACGAGGAAGACGACGUCGAGGACGAGGAGGACGAGUACGAGGAUGAGGAGGAAGACGAAGGAACGUUGGUCAACGAGGAAGGAUCGGAGAAAGGCGACGAAGAUCGCGAUCCGGACGGAUGGAACCCGAUGGACAAGACGCUCGACGACAACCUCCGGCUCUUCUGA
This is a messenger RNA of Caenorhabditis sp. 36 PRJEB53466, 1062 nucleotides long. Lineage: Eukaryota; Metazoa; Nematoda; Chromadorea; Rhabditida; Rhabditidae. The record is from the annotation of a GenBank genome assembly.